Molecule: messenger RNA, 1228 nt
Organism: Arabidopsis arenosa
Lineage: Eukaryota; Viridiplantae; Streptophyta; Magnoliopsida; Brassicales; Brassicaceae
Source: the annotation of a GenBank genome assembly
CUCAGAUCUGUGUCAGGUGAAAUGGAUAGUUACUGGAGACUGAAAAACUUGGUGAAUGAUUUGCCAGUUAGUACUUCUUUAAGCCGACAAGGAUCAAUAUACUCAUGGACAGUAGAUCAGUUUCAGACCAGCUUAGGGAAAGAUUGUGGAUCAAUGAACAUGGAUGAGUUGGUUAAGAUGAUAUCUAGUGCUGAAGAAACACAAGAGGGAUCGCAGAGGCAAGUCUCAACAACUCUGCCUCGAACACUUAGCCAAAAAACUGUUAAUGAAGUUUGGAAAUAUAUCUUAGAGGAAGAACACACCAAAAACAAUGGAGGAGUAACAAACAUACCUAAUCUUCAGAGGCAACAAACCUUAGGGGAAAUCACUCUUGAAGAGUUUUUCAUCCGUGCUGGAGAAAGAGGAAAUAAUACCAAUGGUGGCUCCAUUCAUGACUCAUCAUCAUCGAUUUCCGGUAAUCCAAACACAAGUUUGGGUGUUCAUAUUCAGCCGAAAGCCAUGGUUUCUGAUUAUAUGAACAAUAUGGUUCCAAGGAGUCUUGAGUCUAAUUUACAUCAAAAUGUGAAUGGAUCUAUGUCAACAUAUCAACCACAACAAUCUAUCAUGUCUAUGCCUAAUGGUUAUUCUUACGGAAAACAAAUCCGAUUCUCGAAUGGUUUCAUGGGUAUUGACCAAAGACUCCAAGAAAAGAAGAUCAGAAGCUUGGUCCCAAGUGUUACGACAAUUCCUAGUGGAGCCAUAACAUGUUCACCGGUUACUCCAUUUCCAACAUUAAAUGGGAUACAAAAAAUCGAUGGUGAGUCUUCAUUACUGUCACGAUCUCCAUACAUUAGUAAUGGUAGUACUAGUACAAGGUGUGGGAAGAUUCAUAAUGACAUCACCGCAGAGAAACAAUUCGUUGACAAAAAGCAAAGGAGAAAGAUAAAGAACCGAGAAUCCGCAGCGAGAUCACGGGCUCGGAAGCAAGCUCAAACUAUGGAGCUUGAAGUUGAACAUGAAAACUUAAAGAAAGCAUAUGAAGAGCUACUAAAACAACAUGUAGAGAUGCGGAAAAGGCAAAUCGAACCGGGGAUGAUUAACCUUCAAGGAGGACCAGAGCGAAAGCUGAGGAGAACGAAAUCAGACAUCAAGUGAAUCAAUGAAACCGGAGUUGGAGGAUAAUAAGUUUAUUUUGUUCAUCAUGUUUUGUUUUUGUAUAUUUUUGACCAAAUAAGCUAUUUUAUUAGUC